Messenger RNA from Trypanosoma conorhini, 1914 nucleotides. RefSeq lists its product as uncharacterized. The transcript has a single exon. The coding region runs from base 1 to 1914 and encodes 637 amino acids. The record is from RefSeq and is a predicted model, not a curated record. Lineage: Eukaryota; Euglenozoa; Kinetoplastea; Trypanosomatida; Trypanosomatidae.
AUGGGGUUGAGGAAUGCGGACGUUCAUGCACGCAUACUGAGGGCCCUCUCCGAUAGAGGACUGAGAGUUGUGGUGCAGGAGGCGGUGGUGAGCAGUGUAGGCGCGCGGCUAUCGCUUACCCCCUGCUUCACUUCACUUCCCUUCAAGCUGAACGAGGCGGUGCAUGCCCUUUUGUUUCUCACGCAGUCGAUGAUUCGAAGCGAUGCGGAGUUUGAAGUGGCCUUUCAGAGGAGUGAGGCCGCCUCGAAAAGACUUGCCGCUGAGUUUCCCGGGGAUGCGGAGGAGUUUCUGCGAAGUGAAGACGUGACGGCAGCAUUAUCGUACAUCACCGAUUUGAAGCGGUUCCGUGCCCUGUGGGCCCUAUUAUUUGUCGUCAAUUAUCCACGAUCGUCACCACAAUUUGUCCCGCCUCACAUUUUUGCUGUUCGCUGGUCGGAAGUGUUACGCGAAGAUACUCCUCUUGGAUGGCUUCGAGCGGUGCAGGAACAGGCGAAGCGGACCUUGGCCGCGAUUCAGGCGGGGAACACGUCGCCCUUUACAUAUUUAUUAUUUGUACUGCAGCAUGCUCUCUCCAUGCGCACGGUGUUAUUGGAGUGCGUCGCGGAAAUGAUGCUCAAUUCUGCCGUGCGCUUUGAUGUUAUGGCCGUCGUGCGGAAUAUGCACAAGGCGUCUGAGGCGCUGAGGGAGAUGGGGGAACUUCAGGGCAUCUGGGAACAAGAGGGACUAUUGUCGGAUGCGCUUCGUGAGAGCUGCCUCUCGUAUCAGUUUUCUGAUCUUAACCUUUCACACAGUUUCUGGGAUCAUUGCGGUUUGGGCCAAAUCCCCUCCCACACGGAGAGGCACGCAAAGUCAUUUCUGCUUUGCCCCUUUUCUUGGAUCCUCCAGCACCUCGUGUGGUGCCUGUACGGACGCCUAACACUGCUCUUUCAGAGCUGCUUCGUAGCCACGCCCCUUGGGAGCCUCUCCCGUCACGCCCAGAAGGAGGCGGGAGCCGCAGGGGUGGCGAGCCACGGCGGGUUACAACCCGUGGUGGGCCGCAGGCUCUCCCAUGCGGACUCUUCCUUCGGGAGGAGACAGGAAGAACGUGCGGAUUUGACCGGCAAUUCUGCUGCGACAGAGGUGGUCUCGGUUCUGCGUAGGAGGGCGGUGACGUCGGCCUCGAGCGUGUCGGUGGACCCCGCGGCUGCGGGCCCACAGUCGCGGUCAAGGGUCGUGUCCCUGGCACGAGGGGAGUCGGCGGCACGCUUCGCGGAGGAUGCGCCACCGCAAGCAAGUCAUAGUGAGUUUCCUUUGCCGUUUGAUUUAAAUUAUGCUGGCGCUGAGGGUAGUGAAAGCGGCUUCUUGGACACGCUUGGUUCCCACACACUGGCAGAAGCAUUGUGGGAGAUCACCCAUGAGCGACCCCGUGCCACGUUGUUUUUGAUUACGGACUGUACUCAGCGUCCAGGGGCGCGCGCAUGGCAACGCAAUCGUUGCACCGUCACCACCUGCGCGGACGAUGUGGCGGGUCGACAAGGCAUGGAGCACUGGGUGCUGAAUUUUGUGUGUCCCAGUUCUCGACUGUCGGAGAAUGCAAUGAAGCGUGCGCAGCAGGAGUCAAUGCUGCUCCGGACUGUUGUCUUUCAGGUGGCUGGAUCAACGCAGCGGAGAGCACGGUUUACGAAUGAUGUUUCCGUGUUUUAUGUGGUGCGCAGCGAUAGUGACAUGGACGGAGGAAGGCUGUACUUUGUUCUCCUGCUGCAACACGAUGCCAGCACCAGCCAUCUGCACGGCGGCAUGGCGGAUACAGGCGCAAAGGAGGUGACAGCGGAGGAGUCGCGCUGGGCGUUUCGCUCCCUGGAAGAGGUGUGUGCGGCGUGGAGUAUGCCUCAGCUAUGCAACCUGGCCGUUCGACUGGCGGUGGCUCUCUCGUAA